Molecule: messenger RNA, 1360 nt
Organism: Nicotiana tabacum (common tobacco)
Lineage: Eukaryota; Viridiplantae; Streptophyta; Magnoliopsida; Solanales; Solanaceae
Source: RefSeq, a predicted model, not a curated record
AGAACACCCUUUAUUCCUUUUCCCUAAAGUUGAUUUCUUUUCUAGCUGUUUUGCAUGGAGAGGGUGGUGGCUAAUCAAAGUGGAGGAAGUAACAUGUUGAGGGACUACAGAAAAGGGAAUUGGACAGUCGAAGAAACUAUGGUUUUAAUAGAAGCAAAGAAGAUGGAUGAUGAAAGGAGAAUGAAAAGGCAAGGGGAUGGUACUAGUACUGAAAUUAGGGGAAAUAAACCAGGAGAACUAAGGUGGAAAUGGGUGGAGGAUUAUUGUUGGAAAAUGGGGUGUUUGAGGAGCCAAAAUCAGUGCAAUGACAAGUGGGAUAAUCUCAUGAGGGAUUUCAAGAAAGUGAGGGAAUAUGAAAGAAGAGUGGCUGAGAAAGGAGAUGAUGGUAAUAAUAAUCAAGAAAUAAUUAUCAAGUCAUAUUGGAAGAUUGAGAGGAGUGAAAGGAAAGAGAAGAAUUUGCCAACUAAUAUGUUGCCUGAGAUUUAUGAGGCACUGGUUCAAGUUGUGGACAGAAAAUGUACUCAAAAAUUGCUAGUGGGUGGUGGUGGUACUUCUGCUGCUGCUGCUGCUGUUUCUUUAAAUCCAAGCACAAGUUUGACUAAUUCUUCGUCUCCCACAUUGCAACAACAAUCUUUUCAAGCUCAAAUUGCAGCUUUGCCACUUCCACCACCACCACCAACAUUGUCACCACCAGCAGUAGUAGCACAACAAUCAGCUCAGCCACCUAGUCUUCCUUACACUCAACCUUUACCCGCAAUGUGUGAUAGCUCAGAUCCUGAUAGAAGUGAGCAUUCAGAUUCACCAGCCAAGAGAAGAAGAAAGGGUGAAGGAGAAGGAACAAGUAGUGGUAAUAACAACAUAAACAACUUGCAAGAAGUUGGCUCUGCUAUCUUCAAAAGUGCUGCUAUUAUAGCAGAGACAAUUCAAGCUUCUGAAGAGAGAGAGGAGAGAAGGCACAGAGAACUCUUAUGUUUGCAUGAGAGAAGGCUGCAAAUUGAGGAAUCAAAAGCUGAGAUCAAUAGACAAGGCAUCAAUGGGCUUGUUGAUUCUAUCAAUAAACUUGCCAAUUCAAUCCUUUCUUUAGCUGGUAAUAAGAACCAAGCUGCUCCCCCUAAAUAGCUAGCUAGUAUUAGUUCUUUUCCUCAUUAUGAAUUGAUUAUGGAAAAGUACUUCAAAGUAAACAUAUAGUAAUUGGUAUAACUAGAGAAAAUAUUAUUAAUCACAAUUGCUUGUACAUAUAGCUGAUGAACUUGAUUAUCAUUAAUUCAUGUAUCUUGUUUCAUUUUGUGGAUAAUGUUCCACAUACUAUAUCGAGGUUACAUUUCUAGAUCUCUCUCAUGUAAUACCAAAUCAAAAGGUU